AUGGCUACAUCCAAGAAUAAUUUAUUUGAUCAUCGAAAAUUAGCAUUGCUUAUUGGAAACGAACCAUUAAUAUCAGUUGCUGAUGAAGUUUUGGAUAGUAGUACUAAAAUAUCAUCAUCAUCAAUAAAAAUGGGAAUUGAUGUAGACUAUGAUAAAUUUGAUUUACGAAGUUUUUUUAACGAAUUUUGUCGUACAGUGAAUUUGAACACCAAUGAUAUAGCGAUGAAACAAAUACAAGUAGGUUCAGCUAUAUUAGAAGCAGAAAUUUUUGAUAAAUUUGAAGCAGAUGAUAAGAAACUACAUUUAAAAAUGUUUGUUCAUAAAAUCACAGACAAACUUAAAAAACAUCUUGGUAUAAUGAAAAUCUUUUUCAUGUUUAUGGGCCCUAUAAAAUCAUUCUUCAAAAUGCAACAACGUCGUGCAGAAAUUCGGUUAAAUCCAAAUUAUAAUCGCAUCUAUGCUAUUGGACAUGAUUAUUGGUUAGGUCCUAAUAACGAUGGAAAAGAUCGCGGAAAUAAACCAUAUUAUUGCCCUGUCGGGUGGCAAAGAUGGUCUUUUUAUGUUACUGAUAAUUUUGAUAAAAAAUUUAACGGAUGGUGUAUUGGCUAUCAUGGUACAAAAUUUUCAUAUGGCUUAUCAAUUUUAUUGAGUGGAUUGAAACCAGCAGAAAUUGAUGCACAUGGUGCUGGAGUAUAUGCCACUCCAUCGGUUAAUUACGCUGCUCAUCCAAGAUAUUCUGAAGUUAAAUUAAUAGAAUCAUCCACUAGAAAAAAGUUUUUCAAAUCGGGUAAAUACGUACAAUUUGUAUUGGAGUGCCGUGUUCAUCCAAGUAAUAUUAAGAAAGUAGAUAGAGAAACACUAGGUGCUGGUAAUACUACUAUCGAUCCCAAUAUAAGCAAUGCAAUUAUCGAAUGGAUUAUUGAUCAUCAUGGCAAAUCAAUCGUUGACUUUAACGAUCCUGACUCUUCGGUUAUUUGCACAGGAAUAUUAACACGUGUUACGGAUGAGCAUCCUGGCUUACUACCUGAAUCAGAAUGGUGGUAUAAGUCACAUCUAUGUAGUCGUCCAAAUCCAAAAUGCUGUAUGUUAGGUAUUCACCCUGAUGCUCUUUUCAAACAGAAACAACGUGGUGAUACAUGUAAAAUUCUCUUUAGCGAUUAAAUAAGUAAAUGUACUUUCUUUGCUUUUGUAUUUUUUUCAAUUUCGAUUCAUUUGAAAAAUUGUCUGUGCGGUUAUAUUUCCGAAUAAACCUUUUUAUAAAAUAUGUGAACUCAUAUACUGAUGGAUGGAUGUGGGCGUGGAGUGUGAGUCUGGGUGUGCUUUUAGGAUUUAUACCGCAACACCCACACCUGCAGUUGAACUUCUUCUUCUCUCUCACACUCAUUCAUCCACUUGAAAGAUAGCUUUGUUGCAUGCAGUCUCUGUGAUCACCCUUUCGUGCAAGAGGCACAUGUGCAACUAACAGUGUCGGUUCGAAACAGUGAACACGUCGUCGAAGUAUUGCCGCGUAAAAGCGCGUUGCUUCUUUCUACGUACUUCAUUUUCCACUCGAUUGAAACCUGUUAAAUGAAGUGAAAGUAAACACAAAACUCACCCUUACUCAUUCGGUGAAAGAACGACAGUCACUUACUUUUUUCACCGCAGGCUAAUAGAGCGAUCGUUACACAGUAGAUAGAAAAACAGAGAGUGCGGAUAUGGGGUUUAGCACACUGGAAAAAAAAUGGUACCAUACCGAACCAAAAAAGGUACUUUGAACGAAAAAAGGGUUUCGUACAUCGUACGGAACCUGAAAAGGUUUCGAAUUCGUUGCAAUUCUCUGAACCAUUUUAGGUUCGGUACAGACC
This is a messenger RNA of Rotaria sp. Silwood1, 1844 nucleotides long. The record is from the annotation of a GenBank genome assembly. Lineage: Eukaryota; Metazoa; Rotifera; Eurotatoria; Philodinida; Philodinidae.